This is a messenger RNA of Scaptodrosophila lebanonensis, 1269 nucleotides long. RefSeq names its product calnexin-like. Gene Ontology annotation, molecular function: calcium ion binding. The coding region runs from base 1 to 1269 and encodes 422 amino acids. Gene Ontology annotation, cellular component: endoplasmic reticulum membrane; endoplasmic reticulum. Lineage: Eukaryota; Metazoa; Arthropoda; Insecta; Diptera; Drosophilidae. The record is from RefSeq and is a predicted model, not a curated record. The transcript has 9 exons. Gene Ontology annotation, biological process: protein folding.
AUGACGGGCGGCAUGUGGAACAUUCGGGAUGACGGGGCAACAGUAGCUGCUGGAGAUGCGGAGCUCGUCUAUGAGAGUCCGCAAAUUGAUACCAAGAAGUUCCAUUUUGCCGACCACUUCGAUAAUGUUGAGGCCUCACGCAAAUUGUGGACUCAAUCGCAGGCCAAGAAGGACGAGGAAAUCGCAAAAUAUGAUGGUGUCUGGAAUUGGGAGUCUCCACAGCGCAUUGUCUGGGCCAAGGAUAAGGGCUUCGUGCUCAAAUCGAAGGCCAAACAUGCCGCCAUUUCGGCACGCUUGCACAAGCAGUUCACAUUCAAAGAAAACAAACCAUUGGUGGUGCAAUAUGAGGUCACGUUGCAGGAGGGUCAAGAGUGCGGCGGCUCAUAUAUCAAACUUUUAUCAGCGGGCAGCCAAACAGAAGAUUUAACCACAUUUAAUGACAAGACACCCUAUACUAUUAUGUUUGGACCGGACAAGUGCGGCAACGAUAUUAAAAUGCAUUUCAUAUUCCGUCAUGUUAAUCCAAUUAUCGGCACCAUCAGCGAGAAGCAUUGCAACAAACCAAAUUUGAUACCAAACCCGACAGCACAGAAACCAGACGAUUGGGAUGCCGAAAUCGAUGGCGAAUGGGAGGCACCCCUUGUGGACAAUCCAGCGUGCGAGAAGGCUGCUGGCUGUGGCAAAUGGAAAGCACCACUCAUCCCGAAUCAGGAAUACAAGGGUAAAUGGCGUGCACCGAUGAUUGACAACCCCAACUACCAGGGCAAAUGGGCGCCACGCAAAAUACCCAAUCCCGAUUUCUAUGAGGAUCUUAAGCCCUUCGAAAUGACGCCAAUUAACGCCGUCGGUCUUGAGCUCUGGUCCAUGUCCAGUGACAUAUUGUUUGACAAUUUGAUCAUUACCGAUGAUGUGGAUGUGGCCCGUGAAUUUGCUGCCAAUAGUUUCGAUAUUAAACGCAAAUAUAUUGAUAGAGAGUCGGACUCAUUGGUAAAUAAAGUGCUCGAGUUCUCCAAAACGUAUCCCACGGCCUGGGCCAUUGGUUUAGUAGCCACUGUGGCGCUAGUUGUUAUCGUCAUUUACUAUAAAUUUGGCAAAUCUAAGAAGCCAGUACAGGACAUAACAAGCUCAGCAGAUGCCGAUCCCAAAAAAUCAGAUGCACCGCAACCGGAUGAUGAGCGCGUUGAAGAUGAAAUUUCAGUUUCGCCUAAUCGCCCACGCGAUACGCCCACGGCCUCGUCCAUUGCGGACACGUGCAAAGAGAAAAAUUGA